Molecule: messenger RNA, 3902 nt
Organism: Phyllostomus discolor (pale spear-nosed bat)
Lineage: Eukaryota; Metazoa; Chordata; Mammalia; Chiroptera; Phyllostomidae
Gene: BTBD19
Product: BTB domain containing 19
Exons: 5
Coding region: 2046-3236 (396 amino acids)
Molecular function (GO): protein binding
Source: RefSeq, a predicted model, not a curated record
CUGUGCUCUGCUCCACCAGGCUUCCAGGCUCUGACUCCUGUGACCCAAGUACUCUGGGGCUUGUCUGCAGCUUGUCACCUCUUGUGUCGCAUCUCAGGGAUGCCAGUGGCCAUGACUCCUUUGUCAGAGGGUGACACCUCCUCACCUGAUCCCUCUCUGGGAGAGACAGGACUGUCCCCUCCCAAAUAAGCCCUGUCUGGGCCCUGAAAACUGUCCAGGGCUUUCCCUGGGUAAUGGCCUCCUGCCUGUCUUGUGAAGUUGUCACGGGUUACUGGGUGAGCACUCCUUUCCUGUCCCCUCCCCUGUGGAGGGGGUUUUCCCAGACCCAGCUAACUUGAUCCUAACCCUGUGCGCAUGUGAGUGGAGGGACAGGAGGAGCAGGGAGUUUGAACCCUGAGCCCAGGAGAGGCAAGGCCCAGGUUGCUAAAACCCUCCGACUCUGCUUAGGCCCUUUCUGAAGUCUGAAGUUCUCUAGGCCUGUGGGAGUUGGGCGUGGCCUCCUCAGGCCAGGCUCCAGUUUCCUUGGAAACCCACAGGCUUCCCACCCUAGCAGUGCCUGGGCAGGCUCCCAGCUGGGGCCUCAUUUUCAGCUAGCCUCUCUUCCCUGUCUAGUCAGCUCCACCUCAGCCUCUCUCGGUCCCCUCCCUGAGGCCCCAUCCCCAAGCCCAGCCCCUGGUCUCCUCCACCAGCCUCUAAUGCCUUCUUCAGGAACCUGGGAGUCUCCUGCCCCAUCCCUAAACAGCUUCACAACAAACAGGCCUCCCAAGCUCCUGCCCCUCCCUCUCAGGCCUUUCCAGUCUCCUUGCCAACUGUGAGGCCUGGCCUGGCCUCCAGCUCCUUCCCACCUGCCUCCUGCCACGUACCAACGACCACAGGCCUACUAGGCUACUCCACCCACCUACUCCCCUGCCCCACCCCAUCUAUGGAGACCCGAGGACUGGUUGUGCAUGGGGAGGCUGAGCCCUUUUCCACAGCACUCCGAAGCCUCGUCAACAACCGCCUAUACAGGUGAGGGGGUUGGCGCUGACUGUGGGUUUUCGAUAGCUGGCCCCACGAAUGAGGAAGCCCUGGGUACAGAAGAGGCGGGGAACUAGGACUUGACCUUGCUGAACUCAGAGUCCGUGACAUCCUGAAAGCCAGGGGUUGAGGGCAGUGGGGGCUGCAGUCCAGUGACGGUGUGACCUCAGACAAAGGCUUUCGUUUCUUGGAUCUUGGGCUCCUGGCAGAGAAGAGCCCUCCGCCCCCUGGAUCCUGAGAGAUGGGAUGUAACUUGAGUCCUGCCCUGGGGAGCCAGAGGAGCAGAUGACCCUGCUCUGGGAACUGGGGAUUCACAAGAGGAACAACACUUAAGGGACUGACCCAACCUCAGACAGGGUGGAGAUGGUUCAAGGGUGCGCCUAGGGCUCGUCGUCUGCCUAGGAUGCAAGUGGUAUCUGAAACCGGGGGUAGAGUAUGGGAACAGGACUGGCAGGGAGAACUAGAGUGCAGCUUUCCAUCCUCAUGGCUCAGAGCUGGGCUCCUCUGCCAGGGCUGGCGACUCCCAUAACUCUGCUGCUUUGGGGAUGGCAGUCUGGUCUGAGUAGCGGGAACCCCAGGCCUUGGGUCGGGGACUAGGAGGCUCCAGAAACUCAAGCUUCGUCUCCUGCCUCCUACUCACUGUUAUCAGAAGCCUAGAGGCUAGGGCCGGAAGUGAUCAUGAAGAUGGAAAAUGUGGUCUGGCCUCUUGAUGGUGCAUUACUGCCACGUCUGUUUGCAGCCGAUGCACUCUGUACCCCCAUCCUCCCACCCCCUCCUGCCUGGAGGGACUGAAAAAGCUGAGUUUGCAGUCUGUGGAGGAGGAGCCAAGAAGAACUUCCCUCCCCCAGGACUCAGGCUGGGGAGGAGAGGGGCAUGUGGGAUGAAUCUUGCAUCAGCCCUGGUGCGCCCUCAGUGAUCAAGCACAGCCACUUCCUCUGAGACUUAAGGGUUUGGGAUUACCACCCAGUUUCAUGGCGGAGAGACCCGAGAUUCAAAGGCAGAAAGUCACUUGCCCUCGGUAGGACAGAAUGGAGCUGGGACUAGAACCUAGGCUUGUGUGUCCCCGACCUUCGGCUGGAAGGAUUAAGCCCUGUUUCUCAUAUGACAGACAAGGAAACAAAGGCCCAGAAUGGGCAAAUGCAAAGCAUGGAGUUGCACUCUGGACUCCGGCCUCUUCUCCCUGGCUCUCUGCCCUUCUCUCCCACAGUGAUGUUCGCUUUGUGGUCGGUCAAGAACGGCAGGAGGUGUUUGCCCACCGGUGCUUGUUGGCCUGUAGAUGCAAUUUUUUCCAGCGACUUCUGGGCCCAGAGCCAGGUCCUGGGGUGCCCAGCCCCGUGGUGCUAAGCACCGUACCAGCUGAGGCCUUCCUGGCAGUGCUGGAGUUCUUGUACACCAACAGUGUCAAGCUGCACCGCCAUUCCGUGCUGGAGGUGCUGACAGCGGCUGUGGAGUAUGGGCUGGAGGAACUGAGAGAGAUAUGCCUGGAGUUUGUGGUUAAGGUGCUGGAUGUGGAGCUGGUUUGCGAGGCCCUGCAGGUGGCUGUAACCUUUGGCCUGGGACCAUUGCAGGAGCGUUGCAUAGCUUUCAUAGAGGCUCACAGCCAGGUACAGCUCCUCAUUUUCAUACUCACAAUCCCGCACACCUCAUUCUGCUCCUCCCUGACCCAUUCUCGGGCCCACAGGAGGCGUUUCGGACUCGCGGCUUCCUGGAGCUGUCAGCGUCCGCAUUGCUGCCCCUGCUGCGCAGUGACAAGCUUUGCGUGGACGAGGCUGAUCUCAUCCUGGCGGCUCGGAGUUGGGCGCGCGUGGGAGCGGUGGAGCAGAUCGUGGAAGCGUGGAAAUGCCACGCUAUGCGGAGAAGGGAUGUGGCCCGAGGUGCCUCGUGCCGCCGCCGGAGGGGCACCCUGCCCCGCGAGCACCAUCGCUUUCUGGACCUGCCCUUUAAGUGACCAAAGGCCAGGUCUUGCGAGGACGUCUCGGCCUAAAACUACAUCUCCCGACGUGCUCUGUCUUCGGAGCGGGCUUCCGUUCCCAGCAUGCUGGGCGAGCGAGGCGCGGGAACGCCAGGCGCCGCGCUGUGUGGGUGGGGCCGAGGAGGAGGGGAGGGCGUGGGCUUGGCUCCGGCCUAACCUCCUGGCCACGCUGAAAACCGAAGUAGUUUUCACCCGCACUCAGCACUGGGUCCCGGGGCACUCUCGCCCGCCCUGUGUAUUCUUAUAACCAUCUCAUAGCUUUUCAGCUCAGCCCCUUCUUUAAUUUCACAGCUGCCUCCGGGGAUCGCGUUCUAAAUGCCCCACGGAACCUCAGACUCGGUUCCAAAUUGAGCUUCCUCUUCGUUCCCCAGUUCUGACCCCACGGUGUUGCUCAUUUCCGUGGGUGCCCAAGCCAAGAAACCUAGGUCUCAUCCUGGCCUUAUUCCUCGUCGCAUCUGCUUCCCGUGGCCUCUACCGUCUAAGAAGGCUAGCCGAAUAUGCCAAGCCAAAACAUGCCGUUUUUGGCCUAAGGGUUAUUUUAAGAUGAUUAGUUUGAGAAACAGGAGAAGCUCUGAAAAUAGAGUACAAGUUACCCUUUUGUAAGGGAAAUUUAUAUUUAUAAAGGAAAUCUCCGUUUGUAAGGCCGCCUCCCUCCCUCUUUGUGCCAGGAGGAGGAUGAGGAACUCGGAAUCAUCUGUGGAGACAAGCACCACUGAAAUCUGCCUGACCAGCGUUACCCUUGUCUGCUGUGCUUUCGCUGGUUGGUGGCCCCGCACUUCUCUUGCUGUUGUCUUUAGCUGAGGAUGGUAUUUAAGCGGACAUUUUAGGCCACUUUAGGGAGUUUUUAAUUUUUUCCUGGGUAUCUCCCAUGUAUACAUGAAGAAUACAUGUUAAUAAACUUCUGUUUUUCUCA